Cataglyphis hispanica is the source of this 1738-nucleotide messenger RNA. RefSeq names its product aspartate aminotransferase, cytoplasmic (gene Got1). The record is from RefSeq and is a predicted model, not a curated record. The transcript has 6 exons. Gene Ontology annotation, molecular function: pyridoxal phosphate binding; L-aspartate:2-oxoglutarate transaminase activity. Lineage: Eukaryota; Metazoa; Arthropoda; Insecta; Hymenoptera; Formicidae. Gene Ontology annotation, cellular component: cytosol. Gene Ontology annotation, biological process: L-aspartate biosynthetic process. Bases 276 to 1520 code for a protein of 414 amino acids.
AUAUGGCUACAUUCUCUCGUGUCCUCUUACGUCAAUUAAUACAGUAGUAAAAAUCACACACAUAUAUAUACACAGCGUCCAUAGUAGACAGUUCAAUCGGCGAAUCACGGAUUGCGAGACAUCCACGCGGGCAACUACGUUUUGACACAUUGACCUUCGCGUAUUCUCCUAUUUAUCACGUUCCGACCCCGAACUUGAACGAGGAUUCAAUUUUAAUUUCGCGCUUACGAUUUUUUCCUUCAUCGCAUCCACUACGUUGUUGCAUCGCUCGCGAUAUGAAUACCAGAUUUACGGGAAUAAAAUUGGGGCCUCCCAUCGAGGUUUUCGCGCUGCAAAAGGCUUUCGUCGACGACUCUCAUGACAAUAAAGUGAAUCUAAGUGUAGGAGCUUAUCGCACUAAUGAGGGCAAACCUUGGGUCCUGCCAGUUGUAAGAAAAGUGGAGAAGUUACUUGCUGCUGAUGAUCUACAGAAUCAUGAAUAUUUACCAGUUCUUGGCUUAGAUACAUUUAGUGCGGCUGCUACGAGUAUGUUACUUGGUUCAAAUUCUCCUGUUAUUGCCCAAGGUCGUGCCUUCGGCGUUCAGUCGCUCUCCGGUACUGGUGCAUUGCGGGUUACUGCUGAAUUUUUGAGUCGUAUUUUGCAUUACGAUACCUUUUAUUACAGCAUACCUUCCUGGGAAAACCACAGACUGGUGUUUACUAAUGGAGGAUUUAAACACGCUCGCGAAUAUACAUAUUGGGACGAGAAGACCCGUAGUAUCAAUUUAGAAGGAAUGCUCAAUGAUUUAAAAGAUGCUCCAGAAAAUGCUGUAAUCAUUCUGCAUGCAUGCGCGCAUAAUCCCACUGGAUGCGAUCCAACGCCGGAACAAUGGGCUAAAAUAGCUGAUGUGAUACAAGAAAAACGACUCUUUCCAUUAUUUGAUAGUGCAUAUCAGGGUUUCGCAAGUGGAGAUUUAGAUAAGGAUGCGUACGCCGUACGAAUGUUCGCCGAACGUGGAAUUGAAUUCAUCUGCACGCAAAGUUUUGCAAAAAAUUUUGGAUUGUAUAACGAAAGAGUUGGCAACAUAGUUUUUGUGUUGGCCGAUACGAAGGAAUUAAUUGAAGCUAAAUCGCAAUUGACGUUAAUUAUCCGAGGGAUGUACAGCAAUCCCCCUAAUCAUGGUGCUCGAAUUGUCGCAACAGUAUUAAGAAACCCAGAACUUUUUGAAGAAUGGAGAGAUCAUAUUAGAACAAUGUCCAGUAGAAUUAAAGAAAUGAGAUCAGGUUUGUAUCACAGAUUAUUGAAAUUGGGUACUCCAGGUACUUGGGAUCAUAUUAUCCAACAAAUUGGAAUGUUCUCAUAUACAGGACUCACUGAAAAACAAGUGCAGCAUCUGAGAGAACAAUAUCAUAUCUACAUGUUACGUAGUGGUCGUAUAAAUAUGUGUGGACUCAAUGAAUUCAAUUUGGAUUAUGUGGCAAACGCGAUCAAUGAAACACUAAAGCUCUUCCCAGAAGCACAGAAUGAUUGUACGUGUUAAACUAAGACUUCAUGGUACCCAAAGUACAAAUUAAUGGUCAAACUUCAACAUUGCAAAUAUGGCAAUAAUUUGUACGUAACAAAAUUCAACCCAAUUAGUUCAGAGAAAUGAUUAUUUUCGAUUAAUAUCAAAAUUUAUUACAUGCAAUCAUGCAUUCUGUCUUCAUAUCUUGUUUUGAAAUCAAACUAUUUGAGAUACAGUUAUCCUUCCUGUGGUAA